This is a messenger RNA of Marmota flaviventris (yellow-bellied marmot), 772 nucleotides long. RefSeq names its product tetraspanin 1 (gene Tspan1). Gene Ontology annotation, cellular component: plasma membrane. NCBI's taxonomy places the organism in Eukaryota, Metazoa, Chordata, Mammalia, Rodentia, Sciuridae. The record is from RefSeq and is a predicted model, not a curated record.
CCAUGCAGUGCUUCAGCUUCAUUAAGAACAUGAUGGUCUUCUUCAAUACGCUCAUCUUUCUGUGUGGUGCUGCCCUGUUGGCUGUGGGCAUUUGGGUGUCGGUUGAUGGGCCAUCCUUCGUGAAGAUCUUUGGGCCGAUGUCAUCCAGUGCCAUGCAGUUUAUCAACGUGGGCUACUUCCUCAUCGCAGCUGGAGCUGUGCUCUUUGUUCUUGGUUUCCUGGGCUGCUACGGUGCUAAGUCUGAGAACAAGUGUGCACUCAUGACGUUCUUCUUCAUCCUCCUCCUCAUCUUUGUUGCUGAGAUUGCAGCUGCUGUGGUUGCCUUGGUGUACACCACAAUGGCUGAGGAAUUCCUGAAAAUGGUGGUAGUACCUGCCAUCAAGAAAGACUAUGGUUCCCAGAAAGACUUCACCCAAGUGUGGAACUAUACCAUGGAAGGGCUCAAGUGUUGUGGCUUCAACAACUACACGGAUUUUGAGGACUCACCCUACUUCAAAGAAAACCAACUCUUUCCUCCAUACUGUUGUAUCAACAAUAUCAACAGAACAGCCGAAGAACCUUGUACCGUGUAUGAGGCCCACAAAAACUCUGUACAGGGUUGCUUCAAACAGCUUCUGCAUGACAUUCGAACCAAUGCAGUCACUGUGGGUGGUGUGGCCUUUGGAAUUGGGGCCCUGGAGCUGGCUGCCAUGAUUGUAUCCAUGUACCUGUACUGCCAUCUGAAAUAAGUCCACUUCUGCCUCCGCCAUUGCUGUUGCCACAUGGGAACUGG